Messenger RNA from Panicum virgatum (switchgrass), 1479 nucleotides. Its product is annotated as protein WALLS ARE THIN 1-like. The transcript is spliced from 7 exons. NCBI's taxonomy places the organism in Eukaryota, Viridiplantae, Streptophyta, Magnoliopsida, Poales, Poaceae. Gene Ontology annotation, cellular component: plasma membrane. Bases 81 to 1223 code for a protein of 380 amino acids. Gene Ontology annotation, molecular function: transmembrane transporter activity. The record is from RefSeq and is a predicted model, not a curated record.
GCAAACAUCUCAGAACACAAGCAAAAAAAAAAAACUAGCACACUGCGACCACAAGACAGUAGUGAACUAGAAAGAGAGAGAUGGGGAGGGAUCAGGCAGCUGCAGCGGUGAUGGCGCCCGAGAAGCUGAAGCUGUUCAUGGGAGUGCUGGCCCUGCAGUUCCUGCUCGCAGGGUUCCACAUUGUCACCAGGGCGGCACUCAACAUGGGCAUCAGCAAGAUCGUGUUCAUCGUAUACAGGAACAUCAUCUCCCUCGCCUUGCUCGCCCCGUUCGCUUACUUCCUCGAGAAGAAAGACAGGCCACCACUCACCUUCUCUUUGCUGGUGGAGUUUUUUCUGCUAGCGUUGUGUGGGAUAACUGCAAACCAGGGCUUCUACCUCCUGGGCCUGUAUCACCUGUCACCAACCUACGCCUCUGCGAUACAGAACACCGUUCCUGCGAUCACCUUCGCCAUGGCCGCUGUCCUCAGGCUCGAGCAGGUCGACCUGAGCAGGAGGCAUGGGCUGGCCAAGGUGGUGGGCACGGUGUUGAGCAUCGGAGGGGCGACCGUGAUCACCCUCUACAAGGGCCUGCCGCUGUUCCAUUACGAUCUGACCAUCAAGUCUCUCCUGACGCUGUCCUCCUCGAGCCCCAUCCUCAACUGGACCCUCGGCUGCGUCUUCAUCCUCGGGCACUGCCUCUCCUGGUCAGGAUGGAUGGUUCUUCAGGUGCCGGUGCUGAAGAGGUACCCAGCCAGGCUCUCGGUUCUGUCACUGACCUGCAUCUUCGGGCUCCUCCAGUUCCUGGUCAUUGCGGUGUUCACGGAGGAGGACCUGAGCAGGUGGAAGGUCCACUCCGGAGGGGAGCUGUUCACCAUCCUAUACGCUGGUCUGGUGGCAUCUGGCGUCGCGUUUGCUCUGCAGAUCUGGUGCAUCGACAGGGGAGGCCCGCUCUUCACCGCCGUCUUCCAGCCGGUGCAGACCGUCGCCGUCGCCGUCAUGGCUGCCGCCAUUCUCGGAGACCAGCUCUACACGGGAGGGAUCAUCGGAGCUGUGCUGAUCGUCAUCGGCCUGUACUUCGUGCUGUGGGGCAAGAGCGCGGAGAAGAAGGCGGCCACCAGGAACCAGCAGGAUCAGCUGGAGCAGGGAGGAAGAGGAGGAGGGGACAUGGCGAGGCACCUGCUCGAGGGAGGGGAUGCUCCGGCAAAAGACGAAGAUGCGCCGGCCAUUGACCUGCUGGCUUGACGAGCGAUCAGUUGAUCAAGGGCGUCCGUAAACGUAAUGGGAUUGUACCUGUUGUGAUUUCAGCUGUUCCAGACCGGCAACCAAUACCGAAGUGUGCAUGGUUUGCCGGUGUGGAACAGUAGUCUUGUUGCCCUGGGUCUGCAGUACUGUGCAUGUAUAGGUAAGAAAAGGUUUGUAUCGCCCAGGGUUUAAAGUCACUUCAUGCCUGGUUCGAAUCAAUCUAAGCUUGAUCACACUAAGACAGUUCAUUUUUUUC